GCGGAAGGAUCCCAGAGGCCGGUCACGUUAAUUCUGUGCUGUGAUUUCUGUAAGGUGCGGAGGAAUUUGGCGCACAAGUUGAGUGGGACAAGGAACAAAGUUUGACUGAAGUUUAUUACAGUACUGUGGGGUGGUGUGCUAGGACGGGAAUGAAGUAAGUUAUGAAAGAAGUGGUAAAACGUGUAAAGGCUAGCAGCUAGGUACAAAACACAACAUCGCCGGGACAGGCUACAGGACAAAGUAAUGUGUGUGAGCAGUAAGACUAAGUCUGAUUUCCACAGGACAGGUUGUAGAGAAAGUGAGAGGGAACACAACCCACAAAGGACCGAGGAGCGCUCGAACCGCACGGCGCUGUGGUAACUUGGGGACGACAGAACGUGCGCCUGCACAGUGGAGUUAACGUGUAACGCUUAUAUAACUACCAAAUACCACCGGGCACUACAGUACAUGCAGAACUGGGUUGUGGUCAUCCUUUAUUGGACAUUUGGGACUGGGAGACAGAGGUGCAGGGAGAGACGCCCUCGAUCAGAGCUGGGUUUGCUAAUGUUCACAAGAGUACAUCGGACUGUACAGGGAGAAAGACUGUGCGACUUGACACCAAGUUGGAUAAGUACGUUGUCCGGUGGUAUCUCAUAGGAUAGUUUACUUUCUGAACACUUUGUGGAAUUCAUCCUUAUUCCGUUUUAACUGCCUUGUCUCCGACCGGUUUGUGGAGGAUCGUUAUUGCUGCUGGUCAAGUUGAGUUACACUGACAUCGACUCAAAGGGAACAGUGAGGGGACAAAUAGGCUGAGCUGGAAUGGAGUUUGUACCAGUGUCUCUGUUUCUUCAGAUGCUUGUGUUGCUGCUUAUUUCUACUGCCCAGCUGAUGGGGACUGCAGCUCUGCAGUGCCCAAACGAGAAGUGUGAGCAUGGAGGAUGGUGUGCUGGAUCAUCAGCUUGCAGGUGUCUGCAUGGCUUCAUUGGAGAGAAAUGCCAGUUCCAGGACCCCUGCCAUAGCUCACCAUGUUUCAAUGGGGGAGUCUGCCGAAGUUCAGUUUCAGGUGGAACACCACGGUACAGUUGCAUUUGUCCACGAGGCUUCCGAGGACAAGAUUGCUUUCUAAUUGAUGCCUGCGCAACUAACCCCUGUGCUAAUGGUGCCCGCUGUGUCAACUCAAACAGCCGUUACAAUUGUACAUGCCCUGUAGGGUUCCAAGGCAAGAAUUGCAGAAAUGACAUUGAUGAGUGCAGAAACCCCAAUGUCUGUCAGAAUGGUGCAACUUGCAUAAAUACUGUAGGUUCUUUUACCUGCCAGUGUCUGCCUGGGUAUUCUGGGCGAGUGUGUGAAAACGUCUACAUCCCUUGUGCACCCUCUCAAUGUAUGAACGGUGGAACGUGCCGCCAGACAGGAGAUCUCACCUAUGAGUGUGCAUGCCUCCCAGGGUUUGAAGGGCAAAACUGUGAAAUUAAUGUAGAUGAUUGCCCAGGUCACAAAUGCAUGAAUGGUGGCACAUGUGUCGAUGGAGUUAACACCUACAAUUGCCAGUGCCCACCAGAGUGGACAGGUCAGUUCUGCACAGAAGAUGUAGAUGAAUGUCACCUGCAGCCUAAUGCUUGCCAUAAUGGGGGAACCUGCUUCAACACAAUGGGUGGUCACACAUGUGUAUGUGUCAAUGGCUGGACUGGGGAUGACUGCAGUGAGAAUAUCGAUGACUGUGCCACAGCUGUGUGUUUUAAUGGAGCUACCUGCCAUGACCGUGUUGCUUCUUUCUUCUGUGAAUGUCCAUUUGGAAAGACAGGUCUCUUAUGCCACCUUGAUGAUGCCUGUGUCAGCAAUCCCUGUCAUGAAGAUGCUAUUUGUGAUACCAACCCAGUCAAUGGGCGAGCCAUUUGCACAUGCCCAGCAGGAUUCACUGGUGGUGCUUGUAAUAAAGACAUUGAUGAGUGUUCAAUUGGUGCAAACCCUUGUGAGCACUUUGGGAAGUGCUUGAACACUAUGGGAUCAUUCCAAUGCCAGUGUGGUAAAGGUUACACGGGACCUCGAUGCGAGACUGACAUCAAUGAAUGUUUAUCAAUGCCAUGCCAGAAUGAUGCCACCUGCCUAGAUCGCAUUGGGGAGUUCACCUGUAUAUGCAUGCCAGGUUUUACAGGAACCUUUUGUGAGACAAAUAUUAAUGAAUGUGAAAGCAAUCCUUGUGUGAACAAUGGUGUGUGCAAAGACCUGGUAAAUGGCUUCCUUUGCUCCUGCCCUUCAGGUUUCACUGGUUCAAUGUGCCAGAUGGAUAUUGAUGAGUGUGCCAGCACCCCUUGCCAAAAUGGAGCCAAAUGUAUAGAUACCCCCAAUGGAUAUGAAUGCCAUUGUGCAGAAGGGUUUGAAGGAACAUUGUGCGAGAGAAACAUUAAUGACUGUGACCCAGACCCCUGCCACCAUGGAACCUGUGUGGAUGGGAUUAUAAGCUAUACCUGCAUUUGCAAGCCAGGUUACACUGGCUAUCGCUGUGAGAACCAAGUCAACGAAUGUGGCAGCAACCCUUGCCAGAAUGGAGGGAAGUGUGUCGACCUGGUGAACAAGUACAGCUGUCGCUGCCUGCCUGGAACUUCUGGUCUGAACUGUGAAAUUAAUUUUGAUGACUGCGCCAGCAAUCCAUGUACCUUUGGGAUCUGUCGUGAUGGGAUCAACCGAUAUGACUGUGUUUGCAAACCUGGAUUUACAGGCCGUUUGUGUGACACUGAAAUUAAUGAGUGUGCUUCAAACCCAUGCCGAAAUGGUGGUACUUGUGAGGACCGUGAAAAUGGUUUUGUUUGCCAUUGUCCAGAAGGUUUCCAUGACCAGCUCUGCUUUUCUGAGGUUGAUGAAUGUAGCAGCAGUCCCUGUGUUCAUGGAGCAUGCACAGAUGACCUCAAUGGGUACAAAUGUGACUGUGAGCCAGGUUGGGUCGGAACAAAUUGUGACAUCAAUAAGAAUGAGUGUGAAUCAAAUCCAUGCCAGAACGGUGGGAUCUGUAUGGACCAUAUAAAUGGCUACAGCUGCAGGUGUAGAGAGGGUUUCCGGGGAACUUACUGCCAAAUAAACAUUGAUGAAUGUGCCUCGAACCCCUGCCUGAACAAAGGCACCUGCGUUGAUGGGAUAGCCAGCUAUACUUGCUACUGUGACCUGCCGUACACAGGUCGCAACUGUGAAACAGUUCUUGCACCAUGCAAUCCCAAUCCUUGUGAGAAUGGAGGAGUUUGUGACCAUACUCCCGAUUAUGAGAAUUUCAUCUGUACCUGUGCUCAGGGAUGGCAAGGCCAGCGGUGUAACAAGGACAUUAAUGAAUGUGCACAAAACCCAUGCAAAAAUCAAGGAACAUGCUUCAAUAAUCUUGGCGGGUACACCUGUACAUGCAGAGCAGGUUUCACUGGAACUAAUUGCGAGACAGACAUAAAUGAUUGUGCCUCAAAUCCCUGUGUAAAUGGAGGUACCUGUCUGGAUGGAAUCAAUGCCUUCCGAUGUACCUGCAUGCCAGGUUUCACUGGACCCCGCUGUGCUACUGAAAUCAAUGAGUGCCUGAGUUCUCCAUGCCGUAAUGGCGGGACUUGUUCCGAUUAUGUCAAUAGCUUUACUUGCACCUGCAAACCAGGCUUCACUGGGAUUCACUGUGAGGAAAACAUUCCAGACUGUACCGACAGCUCUUGUUUCAAUGGUGGAACAUGCAUUGAUCAGAUCAAUGGUUACAGCUGUAACUGCCGAGUAGGAUUCACUGGCUCCAACUGUCAGUAUGAGAUCGAUGAAUGCGACUCCAUGCCAUGUUUGAAUGGUGGUGUGUGCAGUGAUGGUGUUGAAUCUUACCACUGCACCUGUCCUCAUGGCUACACUGGUGCCCAGUGCCAGAAUGCCAUUAACUGGUGCAGCAAGUCUCUCUGUAAAAAUGGUGGCCGUUGCUGGCAGUCGAAGGGGUCUUUCGGCUGUGAAUGCCCCAGUGGAUGGACGGGCCGUUAUUGUGACAUUCCUAAUGUUUCCUGUGAGGUUGCUGCUGCACAGCGAGACAUGAAAGUUGAACAACUGUGCCGAUAUGGUGGGCAUUGUGUUAAUACUGGUAACAGCCAUUAUUGCAUGUGCCAGACAAGCUACACAGGCAGCUACUGCGAGAGUGAGGUGAAUCAUUGUGAUCCAGAUCCUUGCCUGAAUGGUGCCUCCUGCACCAACUACUUGGGAGGCUACUUCUGUGAGUGCCCAUCUGGCUUUGAGGGGAAGAGCUGCGAGUCUGAAAUUGAUGAGUGUCAUUCUCACCCAUGUCAGAAUGGAGGCACCUGCAUUGAUUUGGUGGGGCAUUACAUAUGCUCGUGUCCACCAGGAACUAUGGGAGUGUUGUGCGAGAUUAACGAUGAUGACUGUGUUGUGACAUCUGCCAGCCAUGGCCCUAAAUGUAUGAACAAUGGCACAUGUGUUGACAAAGUUGGAGGUUAUCGUUGCAACUGUCCCCCUGGUUUUACUGGUGAACGUUGCGAGGGUGACAUUAAUGAAUGCUUAUCGGACCCAUGUCACCCACAUAAUACCAUUGACUGCAUCCAGCUCCCCAGUGAUUACCACUGUGUCUGCAAACUAGGAUUCACAGGACAUCGGUGUCAGAGCAGCAUCAACCUCUGUGAGUCUCAACCUUGCAAGAAUGGUGGCCAGUGUAAGGUGGCAAACAACCCUCAGGGAUACACAUGCAGGUGUCCUCCGAAUUAUGCUGGGAUAAAUUGUGAGAGAAGCAUCUUGACCUGCAGGGAACUUACAUGCUACAAUGGUGGCAAGUGUAUUUCCACAACCCUAGGUGCACGUUGCAAUUGCCUUUCUGGCUUUGGAGGUACAAACUGUGUUGUCCGUUUCAACAGCAGUUGUGCUAAUUCUCCAUGCCUCAAUGGUGGCAUUUGCAGAGAAGAUUCUCAUUUCCCCUACUUCCAGUGUCAGUGUCGCACUGACUUUACUGGGAGACUGUGUGAACUAAGAAGGAUUUUUCCAUCUCCACCACCUGUAGUUGAAGAACCUAGAUGCCCUAUUCCAGAGUGCAGCAAGAGGGCUGGUAACCGGUACUGUGACAAGGAAUGCAAUGCUCAUGCAUGUCAGUGGGAUGGUGGUGAUUGUUCACUCAAUAUUAGUGACCCAUGGAAAAAAUGCGAAGAUCCCCGCUGCUUGCAGUUCUUCAACAACAGCCGCUGUGAUGAGGUGUGCAACACACCUGAGUGCCUGUAUGACAACUUCAACUGUAAAAGUCAGGAGAAGACUUGCAACCCUGUUUAUGAAAACUACUGUAUAGAUCACUUCCAGAAUGGAAACUGUGACCAGGGCUGCAACAACGAAGAGUGUGGUUGGGAUGGCAUGGACUGUGCUGGUACACUGCCUGAACACCUAGCUGAAGGUGUCUUGGUCAUCGUAGUCCUCCUUCCUCCUCAGGAGCUGCUUAAAACUAGUGCCACCUUUCUGCUGAAGCUCAGCUCAAUCCUGCACACAUCUCUACGUUUCCGAUUAGAUGACCAAGGCAACUACAUGGUUUAUCCAUAUUAUCAUUCCUCCAGGAUACAAAAACGAGAGCUUGAGAAGGAGGUCAUUGGCUCUAUUGUAAACUUGGUGAUUGACAAUCGUCUGUGCUUCCAAGUAUCAGAAAAGUGUUUCCCAGAUGCAGAAAGUGCUGCAGCUUAUCUCGCAGCCCUAUAUGCUGUUGAACAGUUACCAUUACCUUAUCCACUGAUGGAGGUCCGAGGUGAGAAAGUGAUAAUGCCAGCCCCAGGAAAAUUGCUGUUUUUGGUGGCCGUGGCAGCUGUGAUCCUCGUUAUCAUUCUCAUCCUGGGUGUGCUGAUUGCAAGGCGUAAGAGGGAGCACAGCACCUUAUGGUUCCCAGAAGGCUUCAUUAUGAAGAAGGAGAACAGUAACAAGAAUAGGCGGGAGCCUGUGGGGCAAGAUGCAUUGGGAAUGAAGAGCAUCUGUAGAGCAGCAGAGGAGAGUCUGAUCAGUGACCAUAGUGAACAGUGGAUAGAUCCUGAUUGUCCUGAGACAAAGAGAUUGAAGUUGGAAGAGCCAGGAACACAUUCUGACAGUGAGGACCCAGUAGACUGCAGACAGUGGACACAGCACCACCUGGCAGCAGCAGACAUCAGGAUGCCUCCUUCUAUGGCCUUAACACCUCCACAAGGCGAAUUUGACACAGACUGCAUGGACAUCAAUGUCAGAGGACCAGAUGGCUUCACCCCUCUAAUGUUGGCAUCUUUCUGUGGUGUGGGAUUGGAGACAGAUGUUGCUGAGGAAGAAGAGCCAGAAGAUGCUUCAGCCAACAUUAUCUCAGACUUGAUAUACCAGGGAGCAAACCUUGGGGCCCAAACCGAUCGAACAGGGGAGACUGCUUUGCACCUGGCAGCUAGAUAUGCAAGAGCAGAUGCUGCCAAACGACUUCUGGAUGCUGGUGCUGAUGCAAAUGCUCAGGACAAUACAGGACGCACUCCCCUGCAUGCUGCUGUAGCAGCUGAUGCACAAGGUGUCUUCCAGAUUCUAAUCCGGAAUCGAGCAACAGACUUGGAUGCUAGGAUGGCAGAUGGUUCAACAGCCCUUAUCCUUGCUGCUCGCCUGGCAGUGGAAGGAAUGGUGGAAGACCUAAUAACAUGCCAUGCAGAUGUCAAUGCUGUAGAUGAACUAGGUAAGUCAGCAUUGCAUUGGGCAGCAGCUGUGAACAACAUUGAAGCAACUCGUGCUCUUUUGAAGAAUGGAGCCAACAAAGACAUGCAGAACCUUAAGGAAGAGACACCUUUGUUCCUUGCUGCCCGUGAAGGCAGCUAUGAAGCUGCCAAGAUUCUCCUGGAGCAUUUUGCAAACAGAGAGAUCACAGACCACAUGGACAGGCUGCCAAGAGACAUUGCUCAGGAGAGGAUGCACCAUGACAUUGUUCAGUUGCUGGAAGAGUACAAUACAGUACGGAGUCCACAAGGCCCCGGAGCAUCCAUUUCUAAUCAUACUAUGUCUCCACUGAUGUGCCCACCCACUUACAACAUGUCAGCCUUGAAACAGACCCCACAAGGCAAAAAGGCUCGACGUCCCAGCAACAAGAAUACAAUUUCUGGAAGUAAUGCAAACCUGGCUAGGGAAGCUAAGGAGUCUAAAGCCAGGAAUAAGAAGCUAUCUCUAGACUGUCAGGGAUCUUUAAUGGAAAGCUCAGUGACAUUGUCCCCAGUUGAUUCACUGGAUUCUCCUCAUACCUACAUUACUAACCCAGCAUCUCCUGUUGUGGCUUCUCCGGGGCUGUUUCAUACCUCACCGUCCAUGUCUGUGCCAUCCACACCAGUUGUGCAUGGUCUUAUUGAUGGGCCAUUUGCUGUGUCUUUAGCCAGACUGAAUGAUAUUGGGGAAGUUGGCUCUGUCCAAAAUGCUGCCAUCUUGUCUAUGAAUUCAUUGCAGUCACGAGUGUCUAUGUCAUCUGUUGUCAGGCAGCCAAACUGUGUGUUGAAUACAAGUAGUGCUGGACUGAACCUUGGUAUGGUUAAUCCUGUGAAUACUCCAGUAGACUGGCAUGGACGAAUCACCACUCAGUGCACCCCGGUAAUCAAUGUUAUACAUCCAGCUAACUCUCAUCCCAACAUCCAUCAGCAAAGUCAAGUGAUUCCUCAUGGUAUGAUCCUGUCGAAUAGAAUGCCAAUGAUUCAUGGAUCUCAGGUUUUGACACAGCAGAGUCCCAUCAAAAUGCAGCUGGUGGCCGAACAACAGCCUAUCCCUCCAGUCACCCAAGGCCAGCAGCUACAUGCUCCUCCCACCAGCAAUCACCCUCUACAGCAGAAUAUGAAUAGGAAUGAUUUGCCCAUUGUUAACCAGCCAGUCUCACCACAAGAGAUUCAGCAACCACCAAACACAGGGUCUCAGUAUUUCAAGCAGCAGAGCAACCCAGGAUUGGAGGACUACCCAACCCCACCUUCACAACACAGUUAUACAACCCAGGAUAGCACUCCAAAACACUACCUCCAUGUCCAGAAUGAACACCCCUAUUUGACACCUUCUCCAGAGUCUCCAGAGCAGUGGUCCAGUCCUUCUCCUCAUUCAAUGUCUGAUUGGUCGGACUCUACACCAAGCCCUGCUGUGGUGGUCCCAGUGCAAACACAACUGACGCAUAUGCCAGAGCAGGCAAACAAAAUGCAAGUAUUUGCAUGAAGAAUGACAAGGAAGUUAGUGUUAGGGACUAUAGGACCUAAAUAAGUUUUAUAAUUAUUCUUGUCUUAAGAAAGACAUGAUAUGAAGUAGACAUUCUACAGAACUCUGCCAUGAACUUUGUAAUGAAGAUGUCUAUAAUUUCAAAGAUUUCAGUUUCCAGAAUGAAAAAAAAAAAAAACUUGAAGGAUAGUUCUUUAUUUAUUACUUAUUGCUGUUCUGCCACUGCCUAUUUGUCCUCUGCAUGGCUAUUAUCGUACAGGACCAAGCCUUUGUUUGUAUGAAGAAGUGCCUCCCUUCAAAAUCUGAAACUCAUGGUUUUCCUGGCUUUGUAUUUGAUCAUCUACACAAAGACCAACAGAUAUAUUCAAUCUUAAAAUUGCAAGAAAUGUGACCAUUCAGGACAGCCAUUGAAAAGAGACUUAGGCAGAGUUUGUACUGACUGAAGUAGAUGUGGUACUUUUUCAAUGCUCAUGGAACUUUUUGAAAAAGUAUAUAAGGCUUAGAAAGUCAGAUGUAAUGCUGCUUCGUAUGCAGGCUGUAGCCUGCUGAAAUGUCUUGGUAGCCCAUGGCAGUUGUGAGCAUUGAAAGUGCACCAUGAAAACUUUUCAGAGCUCUGCUAGGCACUUUGAAUAGCGUGGAUGUGCCAAAUAUCUGAUGAAGCAUUCAGAAAAGAAUGUCUGUUUUCAUUUGAACAUUCCAAAUUAAAAGCCAUUCCAUGGGUCAUAAAGAGGAGCGAGUCACCAAAAUUCCAGCUGCAGCAUAUUG
Protopterus annectens (West African lungfish) is the source of this 8895-nucleotide messenger RNA. RefSeq names its product notch receptor 3 (gene NOTCH3). Gene Ontology annotation, biological process: regulation of developmental process; cell differentiation; Notch signaling pathway. Bases 799 to 8130 code for a protein of 2443 amino acids. NCBI's taxonomy places the organism in Eukaryota, Metazoa, Chordata, Ceratodontiformes, Protopteridae. Gene Ontology annotation, cellular component: membrane. The transcript is spliced from 34 exons. The record is from RefSeq and is a predicted model, not a curated record. Gene Ontology annotation, molecular function: signaling receptor activity; Notch binding; calcium ion binding.